CACCUCUCCCGCGUCCUUUUAUCCUUCCCUCGUUCUCCACCUAACCACUUCUUUGUCCUGGACCUGCGCCUUCACCACACGGCGCGGAUUGGUCUACUUCAUUUAGCUCGAGAGCUUCCCGCUUCAUUGUAUUCGUCGCGUCCUUGCGUGGCGAACCACCCGCGACAACACCACCUACCUUCUUUCACCUGUCCAUCUGAUCAUCAUCCCGCUUUUCCCGGUCGCGUUCCACCCAGGCAAGCCUUUUUUAAUUGAUACCCUCGCGCCGUGGUCGAGCUUCGUUUGCUUGCUGUUGUUCCCCCCGACAGCAGUCAUCGGGCAUGGCUCCGUAGCUGUCGAGCUCGAUUCCCUUUCUUUUCUCAAUCGAAACACCCCGCAACUCCUCGACCAGUGCUACCUCGCUACCGGUGAUAGGGAGGUAGGGGGAAAUCUGGAGGGGGUUGGAGACGAAGGAAUUGAUUACAAUCCGAAACUCAGAUUCAGGCAUGCUUCUCCGGUUACCACCCAGUCUCCAUUACCCAAUCACCGUCACGUCGCUGCUUAAACAGCCUGGUGAUGCGGUGGAACGUGAUGAGGCAUUGUUCUGGUAUGUUUACCAGACUACCGUCACGGAGGGUGAUGGGCUGGGGAACAAGGUGGAGGUGAAGCGCAAGUUUCCGACGAAGUUUGAGUCGACCGUUGAUGGAGAGGUGGUGCAGUGGAAGAUUGCCAAGGGAGAUGUUAUUGACGAACCGGUGGAUGUUCUGGAGGUUGAUGAGCCAUGUGCGCACGAGGUUCAGUUUGGCGGUCUCUGUGCCGAGUGUGGCAAGGAUAUGACUGAGUCGUCAUAUAAUACCGAGGUGGCAGACGUGAUGCGCGCACCAAUUCAGAUGGCCCACGAUAAUACCACACUGACCGUCAGUGCACGAGAAGCCACACGAGUGGAAGAAGAUGCGAAGCGUCGUUUGCUGUCAAACCGGAAGCUCUCGCUUGUUGUCGACCUGGACCAGACUAUUAUUCAUGCUACUGUCGACCCGACGGUGGGUGAAUGGAUGCAGGAUAAGGAGAACCCGAACUACCAAGCUCUGAACGAUGUCCGCGCAUUUCAGCUGGUGGACGACGGACCGGGCAUGCGUGGAUGUUGGUACUAUGUGAAAUUACGACCUGGGCUAGAGUCUUUCCUGCAGAAUGUGUCAGAGAUGUUCGAGCUACAUAUCUACACCAUGGGAACGAGGGCUUAUGCGCAACAUAUCGCUAGUAUCAUAGAUCCAGAUCGCUCACUCUUUGGCGACCGUAUCCUCAGCCGUGACGAAAGUGGCAGCCUGACGGCCAAGAACCUGCACCGGCUGUUCCCGGUGGACACCAAGAUGGUGGUCAUUAUUGACGAUCGCGGGGACGUCUGGCGCUGGAGCCCUAAUCUCAUCAAGGUGUCGCCCUAUGACUUCUUCGCUGGCGAGAAGCCAGCGCCUAAGCCAACGAAGGGUGCACUGGAGGAGCACCAUGUCAAUGGGGCGACCGCGAAGACCAAUGAGCAGAGCGAAGUCUCGACAUUGGAACAGCUGGUGACUAUGGGUGGCGGAGACAAUCCCAGACUAUUGCAGGAGCAGACUGAUGCACAGGAGGAAACGAUCAUGCACCAGGUGGAGGACCGGCCAUUGCUACAGAAGCAGCGAGAGCUGGACGCGGAGGAUGAUGCGGCGGAUAGUAGCGAUACUUCCAGUAGCAUAGACGAUUCUCAAGAUUUGAGCAAGCACCGACAUCACCUGUUGGAAGACAACGAUCGGGAGCUGUUCGACUUGGAGGUGCGCCUGGAGCAAGUGCACCGGAAUUUCUUUGACGAAUACGAUCGAAGAAGGUCACGGGCGCUGGGCGGCCGAGUGGCGGCUCUGCGAGGCGAAAAGGUGCCAUCUAAGGAGAAAGAUGUUGACCUGAAACUGGUACCCGAUGUCAAGGACAUUAUGCCCCAGAUCAAGCGUCGCAUUCUCGGCGGCGUCGUCUUGGUGUUCUCCGGCGUCCUUCCGCUCGGCACAGAUACGCAGAAUGCUGACAUCUCCCUCUGGGCGAAGAGCUUCGGCGUUGCUAUCUCAUCAAAGAUCAGCUUAAGGACCACACACCUUGUGGCUGGACGCAACCGCACCGCCAAAGUCCGAGAAGCGACAAGGUACCCCAAUAUCAAGAUCGUCACGACGCAGUGGCUCCUGGACUGUCUAAUCCAAUGGAAGCGACUGGCGGAGGAACCAUAUCUGCUGCCGGUGCACCCUGACGACCGCGGGGAGCCGAUUUCGCCCGGAUCCAAAGAGUUUGUUGAGAGCUCGUGGCUUUCGUCCUCCGACGACGCGACAGGGGACUCCAUGGCGGAUGACGAGGACGCGACCGAAGACCUCCUUAAGUCGGCGGGCAUGGAUCAAACGUCACCCAUUGGCUACGAUGAAGAGCAACAAGCAGCCGUGCAUGAGGAGCUGAAGGAGUUUUUGGGCAGCGACGACGAGAGUGAAAGCGAUAGCGAUGUGUCUUUGGUGGACGAGAUGGGACCGAGCAAGAAGCGGAAGCGCGAGGAAGGCGAAGGUAGCGGGGACGAGGAGAUGGACAGUGCAGGCGAGGAGGGGGAUGUGCCGGGCUCGCGGCUGUCGCAGCGGAUCAAACGGUCGUAUGAACGGAGCACGGGGCUGAAGGAAAUGGCCAGCGCGGGGACUGAGGGGGCGACGGCUGCAUCGACGACGGCGGACGAGGCGGACGAGGCGCCAGCGACGCAGGGCCCGGCGGGGAGUUCCCCAGUGGACCCGGCGGAGGAGGAUGACGAGCUAGAGCGAGAGAUGAUGGCGGCGUUUGAGGACGGGGAUUACAACUCCGAAGCAGAGGAGCAGAUUGCAAACGAAAACGGUUGACAUGAUCGGACAUAUGGUUGGAUUUGAUGUCAUGUUGGAUAUGUACUUUUCAUUGGCAGGGAAGGGCGUUGCGAAGCUGUCGACGGGAGCAUUUGCUUGAGUCGGUAUGCGAUGAUGGCAUAGCGAGGGCGUUUAGUGCAGCGCGAAAAAAAGAUGUCACAUACUAUGGUAUAUUAUUGGUCAAUUGACUAUAUUCUGGG
Aspergillus sclerotioniger CBS 115572 is the source of this 3064-nucleotide messenger RNA. It is a transcript of the gene fcpA, whose product is annotated as protein-serine/threonine phosphatase. The coding region runs from base 486 to 2864 and encodes 792 amino acids. Gene Ontology annotation, molecular function: RNA polymerase II CTD heptapeptide repeat phosphatase activity. The transcript is spliced from 4 exons. NCBI's taxonomy places the organism in Eukaryota, Fungi, Ascomycota, Eurotiomycetes, Eurotiales, Aspergillaceae. Gene Ontology annotation, cellular component: nucleus. The record is from RefSeq and is a predicted model, not a curated record.